AACACGAUUCAUUCAUUGAAAUGCCGCCAAGUCGUGCAAUCGUGAACCGCGCUCUGCCUUGUCCGAAUGAACGAUAAGAGAAGCGCGCUCAAACAGCAAUAUAACGAACAUUCUAAGUUUAAAUGCGAAUUUGACAGUUGACAAAAAGUAAUGAUUUGAUUUGUGUCGUUUGAAAAUAUCUGUUGUGUUUUGUGUUGUUGGGAUUAUUUAAGUGUGGUGUUUUGUUGGAAAUGUUGUGGUGACGGGCAAUGCUUGUGGGAGAGCCAUCACCGGCGCCUCGUGUGGUGGCCGGCUUGCGAAAACUACACCCUGAAUUGACACCGGGCCCAUUCCCAACGCCUGCUGACCCAAAUCUUCGGAUUUCAGGUGUUCUCCGACAGUAUUACAACGAUGAUGCCGUGUCUUGGGCCUGGGUCCGCGUCGCCGUCCGAGGCGGGUGUCUCCUCGCCUGGAGAGACGGCACCCUGCCCCGCAGACCUGGCGCCAGGCUGCCACUACGGCACCUGCACUUGCGUGCUGCACCCGUUCUGCCCUACGCGUUCCAGCUGUCCAGAUUACGAGAUGACUCCACAGUCGCCACUUUUCAGGCUUGCAAUGCGACGGAAUAUGCCCGAUGGGUACGAGCGCUAUGCGUCGAGAUACUCGGCCAAACCCCGUUACCACAAGUCAGAUUUCUGGACGUGUUACCCGCUGCCUAUACAUGUAGUCGUCUGCCAAAGAAACCGCAUCAAGAGACACCUGUCUGUCCACCCAGACCACCUCCCAGAGCGCGACGGAGAUUGCUAACAGCCUCAGAGACCCAGUUGCCUCACAGAGAUCACUCGCCUGCAGCAACAGAUGAGGGCAUCGUCGUAGAAGACGACGAUUACGACUCAUCGUCCGACCGCAGCCUCGACUUGUCUCUAUCCCUUGACGCAAUGAAGACCAUAGACGUAGUCGAUGCUCCAAUACAGAAAGCAAAUAUUAUAAAAUGUGAUAAUUGUAGUAAACUUAAUGCUAGUCCACCCCAACAUAACACCUUGCCCCGAGCGAAAUCAAUAGACGCCGAAUUGGGGAGACACAGAUAUUUAAAACGCUGGGAGGGAUCCGGCGGUGGCGCUGACAGAGGCAGGUUUGCGAUGGAAAUGGCAAGAAGGAAAACGGCUUCAUUGGAAAGUCGGGCUAGAUCUUGUUCGCCGAACUCCCAUGAAAUAACAGCGAAGUACAUUCCCGUUAGAGAAAGACGAGCUUUGUUUGAGAGUCUUUCGCAGACGGGCGGAAGUUUGGCGCGGAGUAGCGAACAGCUGGCUCGGCCGGCCGCUGUGAGUGAGAGCACCCCCCGGCGUGCAGCCUCCCUGCACGACCUGCAGGCUCCUCCGACCAGGUCCGUGAGCGACCUGCGCCAGUUCUUCGAGGCGGUCGCGCGCGGCGCGGGUCCGUGCUCCGGUUUGCAAAGACAGAGUGCUUCAACACCCGCGCCGCGCGCUUUCGUGUCUCUUACCUGUGCCUGACCUUUGUUUGUAAAUAUUGUAUAGAAUCGCGUGGAUCGCUCACUAAGUCGUUUGUUGUAAGACUGUUAAAAGUAUUGUUAUAAAGUACCUAAUAUAAUUGAAAUGUAUUAACUCUUA
Leptidea sinapis is the source of this 1607-nucleotide messenger RNA. RefSeq lists its product as uncharacterized. NCBI's taxonomy places the organism in Eukaryota, Metazoa, Arthropoda, Insecta, Lepidoptera, Pieridae. The transcript is spliced from 3 exons. The coding region runs from base 249 to 1490 and encodes 413 amino acids. The record is from RefSeq and is a predicted model, not a curated record.